AUGGUGCUAUCUCAAACUUGUUAUGUAUCAGACCUUCUCGAGCAUGCCUCCAUCGGUUCAUGCAAAUCCAUCUCCACACCAUUGCCUUCCAAAGGACGCACUGAACCAUCCUCAAAUGAACCAUACAACGAUCCUACUCACAAACGGAACUUGGUUGGUGGUCUUCAGUACCUAACAUGCACACGUCCAAAUCUUUCUUAUCGUGUCAAUUAUGCAUGUCAAUUCAUGCAUGCACCAACGAUUGAAAAUUUCAAGCUUGUCAAGCGUAUCUUACGCUACGUGCAUGGUACUGCUGACUAUGGUCUUCAGAUUCUCUCCUCCAACACUUUGGACGUAUACGCCUUCUCUGAUGUCGACUGGGCUGGUUGCCCCACCACUCGCCACUCCACCACCGACUUCUGCACAUUUCUUGGUAGCAACUGCAUAUCUUGGAAUACCAAAAAGCAGCCAACCGUAGCUAGAUCAAGCACUGAGGCCUAA
Molecule: messenger RNA, 480 nt
Organism: Juglans regia (Persian walnut)
Lineage: Eukaryota; Viridiplantae; Streptophyta; Magnoliopsida; Fagales; Juglandaceae
Exons: 1
Coding region: 1-480 (159 amino acids)
Source: RefSeq, a predicted model, not a curated record